Molecule: messenger RNA, 1863 nt
Organism: Rhododendron vialii
Lineage: Eukaryota; Viridiplantae; Streptophyta; Magnoliopsida; Ericales; Ericaceae
Product: serine hydroxymethyltransferase 4
Exons: 5
Coding region: 186-1601 (471 amino acids)
Biological process (GO): L-serine catabolic process; folic acid metabolic process; tetrahydrofolate interconversion
Cellular component (GO): cytoplasm
Molecular function (GO): glycine hydroxymethyltransferase activity; pyridoxal phosphate binding; serine binding
Source: RefSeq, a predicted model, not a curated record
CUCACUCCAACCGCUCCACCACAUAUCUCUCUCUCCUCUCUCUCUCCUUCCAAUUUAGCAUUGUUGGAGGAACAAGAUCUAAACAGUAAUUCAUUACAAGAUCCACACCUCCUCUCUCUCUCUCUCUCUCUCUCUCUCUCUCUCUCUCUUAGACGCUUGCUUGUCUCUUGUUUCUCUCUCUAGAUAUGGAACCCGUCUCCGACUGGGGCCACACCCCGCUCCACACCGUCGACCCGGAGAUCCACGACCUCAUCGAGAAGGAGAAGCGGCGCCAGUCCCGGGGGAUCGAGCUCAUCGCGUCGGAGAACUUCACCUCCUUCGCGGUGAUCGAGGCCCUGGGCAGCGCCCUCACCAACAAGUACUCCGAGGGCAUGCCCGGCAACCGCUACUACGGCGGCAACGAGUUCAUCGACCAGAUCGAGAACCUCUGCCGCAGCCGCGCCCUCAAGGCAUACCGACUGGACCCCACCAGGUGGGGCGUCAAUGUGCAGCCCUACUCGGGCAGCCCGGCCAACUUCGCGGCGUACACGGCCGUGCUCGAGCCCCACGAUAGGAUCAUGGGGCUCGAUUUGCCGUCCGGGGGCCACUUGACUCAUGGGUAUUAUACCUCUGGUGGGAAAAAGAUCUCUGCCACCUCGAUUUACUUUGAGAGCUUGCCAUAUAAGGUGAAUUCAAUCACUGGGUAUAUCGAUUAUGAGAAGUUGGAAGAGAAGGCAAUGGAUUUCAGACCCAAGUUGAUCAUUUGUGGAGGGAGUGCAUACCCCAGGGAUUGGGAUUACGCAAGGUUUAGAUCAAUUGCGGAUAAGGUGGGGGCGUUGUUGCUCUGUGACAUGGCUCACAUCAGUGGCCUUGUGGCUGCUCAGGAAGCUGCAGAUCCCUUUGAGUACUGUGACAUUGUCACAACCACAACCCACAAGAGCCUGAGGGGUCCUAGGGCUGGUAUGAUCUUCUACCGCAAGGGUCCUAAACCGGCCAAGAAAGGCCAACCAGAAGGUGCAGUUUAUGACUUUGAAGACAAGAUCAAUUUUGCUGUUUUCCCCGCUCUACAGGGUGGACCCCACAAUCACCAGAUCGGUGCUUUGGCUGUUGCUCUGAAACAGGCCAUGUCUCCUGGGUUCAAGGCUUAUGCUAAGCAAGUGAAGGCGAAUGCAGUUGCCCUUGGAAACUACCUGAUGAGCAAAGGCUACAAGCUCGUCACCGAAGGGACUGAGAACCACCUCGUUCUGUGGGAUCUUCGCCCUCUGGGGUUGACUGGAAAUAAGGUUGAGAAGCUCUGUGACCUAUGCAACAUAACUGUAAACAAGAAUGCUGUGUUUGGUGACAGUAGUGCCUUGUCCCCUGGUGGUGUACGAAUUGGUACUCCGGCUAUGACUUCGAGAGGGUUGGUUGAGAAGGACUUCGAGCAGAUUGCAGAGUUUCUCCACCGUUCUGUGACCGUCACUUUGAAGAUUCAGAAGGAGCAUGGAAAGCUCUUGAAGGAUUUCAACAAGGGCCUUGUGAACAACAAGGACAUCGAAGAACUCAAGGCUGACGUGGACAAGUUCUCUUCCUCAUUUGACAUGCCCGGUUUCUUGACUUCCGAGAUGAAGUACAAGGAUUAGGUUUGCCACCGUUAAUAGUUCCCCAUUUUAUUAUGUUUCCGGGUUUGAAUCAUUGAAAGUUUUCUUCGCAAGUAGCGUCUUCAUUCAAAGUCUGCUUAGGUGAAAAAUAAUAUUGGUUGCUUUGUGCUUGGUUUUUCUAGCAGUCCGAGGGUAGUUUGUAUUCAAGUUACGAGUUUCAGGGAAAAAAAAUACACAUCUGGUGUCCUGCUGUCCGUCUUCAUUGCAAUAAGUUAUGAAAAGUUUUCGAUUUCUUUGGGUUCUC